Molecule: messenger RNA, 7454 nt
Organism: Trichobilharzia regenti
Lineage: Eukaryota; Metazoa; Platyhelminthes; Trematoda; Strigeidida; Schistosomatidae
Source: the annotation of a GenBank genome assembly
AACCGAACUGUGAUUUUUCAAAAAUGCCCAAAAGUGCUCGAAAUGUUAAAAGUAAAACUCCAAGAACUUCUAUUGACGUUACUGAUUGGGAUACGAAACUUAGUAAUCUCAAACUAAACAAUGAUGACUGGAAUAUGUCACUCUCUAUUAUCUCACCUUCAGUCCUAAUUGAGAGUGAAAUAAUAUCAAUCCUGACUGUUGGGGUUACUAAUGGACAAAGACAACGCUUCACGGUAGUAACAUAUGAAGAUGUUUUAGACCAAAUAGCUGCACAAUGCAAAAAUAAAAAUACUAAAGACGCCCCUGAAUUUUAUGAAGUUUGCGUCCUAGCUAAGAAUUACUUAGAAUCUGUUGGUGAACUGGACCCACAAAUACUGUCUAAGGUUCUAAAGUUUAUCUUCAACAACUUGAGAGUAGAAGAUCUAAAACAGCAAUCUGCUAAGAAAAAUUCAGUCACGAAACCUAACCAUCUGGAAGAAUCCAAGAAGAAGGAGAAUCCUAAAGAUAAAAAAGUAGGAGCUAAAAAUAUUAAACAGUCAGAACCUCCCGUUGCCAAAGGGAAAAGUAAACUUUAUAAGCGUGGAGAAGAAAUACCAGAGGAAAAAUAUCUCGGGGAUGAACCAGACAAUGGAAUUUCGCGGUAUAUUUUACUUGUUAACUUCGAGAAACUUGGGCUUUUGGAAGAGUUAUGUCGUCUUCACAUAGACAUUCACAGUAUCAUACGCUUACAUGUAAACGAUCAAAAGCAGUUGCAGAUAUUAAUUACUAAACAAAAAGCUGAAAAGAUGUGGGGUUCAAAAGGAUAUGAACAAGAUUUGGAGCAAAUGAGAACUGAGCAGGAAGCAUUAAUCUUAGCAGAAGAACAUUUAAGACAAUACUGGCGUACAACUAGUAUUUUAAUGCGAGAUCAUGCAUACGAUCGUCUUGGAAAUAUUGCCACCUUAGACUAUAAUGUUAAAACAGAAUUACUUCCUGAUGAUUUAAAUGGAACAGAAAAUAGAGCUUCUUUUGGAGCUUCAAUGUUCAACGAAAUAGCUACUAUCCUCUAUGAUCUUAUUGACUUCAGACGUCAGUGGCAAAAUUAUCUACAGCAUAUAAAAGUUAUUCAGCUGCCUAUAUGCCCACCGCUGUUGGAUGAAAACUCUCAACUAAGUCAAAAUCAAACACUAAGGAUGUCCAAACCAGCAUUAAGCUUAAUACCAGAGAGUACAGAUAAAAUUGUAUUGAAGAGUGAAGAAUGCGGAGACAUAUCAUCAGGAGAAGAAUACGUCGACAUGAGGUUUUACAGUGAGGUACUACAAGGAUUACCAGUUGAAAGUACAAGUGUUGAGCUGAUACUGCAUGCAGUACUAGAACAGGUUGCCGCCACAGAGAAUGGGAUUUUACCAAGGAAAAUAUCUAUUGAUGAAAAAGCAAGAACUGAAGGAAUUGAUCCAAAUAUAGCUAGAAAUAUUGCCAAUGAAGUAGACAAAUUAUUAUUAUCUGAUGCGGAGAGAAGUAUGUUGAGUGAAGAAAUACCACUUCAUAAGAAUUUAACCAAAUCUCCUUUAAGCACUUCUCCUACUAUCAUAAUGCAUCCAUACGAUGAAAAUCAAUAUAAGCAACUUCUUGCUUCUGGAAAAGUUAAUAACUGCGACGAGCUUAUGAAAUGUGAAUUGGAUUUGUUUACUCGAUUAUUCCCGAAUGUUUUCUGUCAAGCAAGUGGAGAAAAAUGUAGUGAAAUAACCUCAGAAUCACGAGCGCUUGAUAAAGACCCCUUAGAAGAGGAUCAAGCAAUUAAAGAAAACUUGAAGAAAAUGAAAGAUGUGCGCUUUGGUCAAAUUCUGCGAUUUGCUGAAAAGUAUGGUUUUACUGAAGAAGAAUUUAAGCAUUACUUUAACAAACUUCAGUUAGAGGGCUUAGAUGUAUGGAGAUUGUAUUCAGCAGGAAAGAAAUUCCAACAAUCUUUAGAAGUGAUGCAGCCGUUAGGAUUAUCCUGUGGAACACUAGCAGAAAACCCAGUCAGCAAUGUAUUAGUUCAAUCAUUUGGUGAUGAUUGCAAGAAAGAUAAAAAAAUGAUGAUCAAAUUACACCGAGAUUUAGCAAACUUAUUUAUUAAAAUUGAAUACGAAAUCAGUCAAUUGUCAAAAUCUUCCACAGAAAAAGAGGGCAGUCAAGAACAACAAUCUUCUUCAACUGCAUCCUUUUCAGUUAAUUCUUCAAUGUCAUCAUUGUUUCCUAAGAGGCGUAGCCGGUCUGUUUCAUCAGCAUCUUCAUCAGUAAACCAGAGAUCUUCAACAUCAUCUAGACAGAGCAAUAGUACUAGAACAAAAAGCGAAACACGUAAAUCUCAAACGUCAACUGAAACAGGCACUGAAUCAAAGUCAACUACAGGUAGACGAAGUUCAUCAGCAGUUCACUUUGAUUUACCGUCAGCAAACAAUAAAGGUAUAAACUGUGAAAUCAAAGAAAAGAAGAAUAGAUUUAGUAAGCUCACCUUGUUUGCUCAGGAGUUACAGGAGUUAUUAAAACAACUGCAAGACAAUAAUCAGAUAAUAAUGGUUUCUGGUGAUGAGAAAGAGAAGUUCAGUCCGAUAGAUUCAAGCGCAACGUGCACUGUAAUGUCAGAGAACUUUGGCACACUGGUAGAAGAAGCAAGAAAUAUACAUUUAAAUGAGUGGUGUAUAGAAGAGAGGUUAGACCCGCAUAUACUACUCCAGAGACUGCAUUUCUUAAAUUAUGAAAGUCCUCAUCUGGAUGUCUAUAAACGUCGCCACGAUGAAAGCUUUCGACCUUAUCUACAAUUGAUUGAAUCACAUAUUAGAAACUGGACAAGAGAACAAGAGGCACUUUAUGAAGCAGCUAAGCUAAGUGCUGAAAUCUUACAAGAUGAUACAAGAAUUGAUACUCCAGUUGGAGAGAUCCAGUCAAAGACAGAGAAGAAGACAUCUCCUAAAUCAAGGAAAGUUAAUAAAUCAAAACGUGCACGCUCUACGAGUGGGUCGGAAUCUGAUACAAGCAAUACACCUGGUGAUACAAAGUCCCUGUUGGGAGAUCCUAACGAGUUUAUCUUUCCUGGAUCACUGAAAGCAUUACACAGAGAACAGGAACUUAUAAAGCUGAAAAAAGAAACUGUAGAACGUCAGAAAGAAGAAAACCGCAUUAAGUCAGCUAAAAAACGGGCAGAGAAAGAAGCUGCUCAAACACAGAAAAAAGAAUCAUCAGGAAAACGUAAUAAAUCACCUAGCCCGAAGUCACCAAUACAGAAGAGUAACACAGAUGAUGAUACAAAUCAAGCAGAACAUCUAAAGCCUAGACAAAGUGAUUCUGAAUUUUGGCCAUUUAUAGGCUAUGAUAUUUCCAACAUAUUACCACAUUUAACCGGAGAAGUGACUCAUAUGUUCCCUACGGAUGGCGGUACAAUAAAAACGCAAAGAAGUGAAGUGCCAACAGGUGGAUCAAACUUGCGGGUUAGUCUUAUGAAAGACGGUCAUGUGUUCACAAUCCACAAGGCUGAUGGUCCACCAGAGCCGAACAUUCCUUAUAAAAAAUCAAAUGAAACUGACUUUGUCGGUGAAGAAAACGAGAGUGCUACAAAUCAAUUCAAAUCAAAUGACAUCAUACAAGAAGACUGUCAUGAUCAUGAUGUCACGAAGAAUCCUGUAUUACCAGAGUUAUUUAGUUCAGUUACUGCAUGCUUUUCUGAUGGUAUUUGCCUUGCUGUUUGUAGAAUGAACAAUAUGGCUUCGACGUCUCAGACACAGCUAGACCACAUCAAUCUACAAUACAAAACAAAUAAUAUCAACAAUAAUUCGAAUAUUCCCGUGAACAGUAUUCCUGUCAACAUUAACAACAAAGUUGGUCCUAUUCACAUAGAUGAAUGUGGGGAAAAUUUACAGACGAAUCAGUUUAAACAAUUCAUCCAUCUUUCUACACCGGACGGGGCACAGAUAUGUGUUUAUCAUGAUAUCAGCGAAGAUUCAAAUCUAAUUACUGACGAAAGUAAGAAAGAAGGAAAGGAGGUUGGUAACACUGAAGACGAUGAAUGUUCAGUCAAUGAUGAACAAAAUAAUUCAUCCUCCAAAUCUUUUCAUGGGACGCUUUUAAAGUUAUUAUCAUCUAUUAAUUCUAAUCUUAAUACUGUUAACAGUGAUGGCACAUACGUGAACUCUUCAAAAAUGAAAUCAGAUAAAGAAUAUGAACUGACACGUUUUAUCACAUCAGAUGGCAUAGUGAUACAGGUCUUGGUGCCCGGUUGUACAUCAUCGGCUUCAACAGCAUUAAAAAUAUUGUAUCCCGAUGGUGCAAUUAUGGAACGAGGUACAGCUGUUGCAGAAGAAUUAAGAAGAACUGAAAAUCCAAACUUUUCACAUGAUGAACAGGAAAUUAACGUCCAUACAGAGACUGUGAUUCCAAAUGCAUUGCAGGUUAAUCCAGUCCACCCGCAAAAGACAUCUGCUAAGAAAAAGAGUGCUAAAAAGAAAGCAGAAGAGAAAAAACAAGAUGAUGUUCCUGCAUUGGCUGCAACAGAAAAUGCAGUGUUUGUAACUCCAUCCAGUACGUCAAGGUCAACGGCUGAUGAUCCAGAUGAGGAUUUACCUUGGCUUGUUACUCUUUUGUCGGGUGAACGUUUUUGGUUCAAAUUAGCAAAGUCUUGUCAACGUAAUGAAAAGUCAAUCGAGGAUACACCAACUACAGAUACAUCAGCAUUCAGGUCGCAAGAGUCAGUGACCUUAGAUACGCCUAGUUCAAAACGUUCAGUUGAUACACUCAAGUAUGAAGUAAUUUCUAGCAAAUCAAUAGAAUCAUUUCGAGCUCAUGAUCCUGCUACUGGUGAGACAUUGUAUACGCGACCUGAAGAUGGAAUGAUUGCUGUAGAACCUCAUCCAGACAGUCCAUUUAAAUUAAUAAUACAGCACUCUGAUGGAACGCGGAUAACACAACUCUUAUUAAUAUGUGAUAAUGAGAAAAUGACUGAUAAGCCGAAUAAUGAGCUUUCACACUCAAAUUUAAACAAGCCACAAAUAUUUAUUCGUGUAGAAUGUGUUGGGUUCCCAGCUGUUGUUCUCAAUAAGUCAACUGGAGAGUUUGAGAUAUCAUUGUUUGGUAAAAGUCAGUUCUCAUCAACAUUUCAUACCAAUCCAAGAGGAUAUCAUUUGUUACAGCAUUUUAAUGGAGGUCAGCUAAACGUCAAUCCUGAUAGUUCUGUUUAUUAUACAAGUCAAUCACAGGAAAUUAUUGAAUUAAAUGAGCCAACUGUUUAUGAAAUGCAUUAUAAUGACAAUGAAAGUUUAUUGGACUGCGUUGAUCCACAUAAAAAUGUGUAUACAGUUGACAAUUGGGCAAACUGUAAUGUUCUUUUGACUGUGAGAGGUAAAAGGCAUCCACUAGAAGAACUCGAUUUUGAACCAAAUAAGGUCAAUUCCACUGAAUUAACGAGUGAUAAAAGUGAGCAACAAGUUCAAGAUCCACUGAAGUUAAAUUCUUUGGGGAAAGAGAAUGUUAACAGUGGUCAGACGAAUGAACCAAAAACUGAAGAAUCAACUAACAGAUCUCGCUGCCUACAUGACGAACAUAUACCACGAUUAUUUUAUUACAAUCCUGAAAAACAUAUAGUCAGUGAACUGCUGCACUUCAAAGGAUUUGACUGUUUGCUUCAAAAAGCAUACGGUAUUCCGGCUCCUCAUCACAAUUUAGCCGCACUAUCAAUCCAAGAAAAACUGGCUUAUAUGAAUAUGAAAAAGCAAAAGUUAGUUUCAUCAGACAUCAAGUCUUCAAACGAGGCUCUGUUCUUGAAAGAAGCAUUGCAGAGUAAUCCAAAGAUUUACGGUCUAAUAUUGAUGCAACCAUUGACCACCAGUGAUAUGAGUAAAUAUUAUGUUCAAGAAAAUAUUAUUCCAGAAGGUUUAAGCAGUCAUGAUUUUCAAUUACUAACACGCCCAUCUAAUUUGACAGUGAAUUCAGAUUUACCAAAAUUCGGUGAAAGAGCUGGUAAAGGCUUGGACAUUAUUCAGCCUUCAUUGGAACAUCUUGGUUUAAAGAUCCCGGAGACAAAUGUCACUCUAUUACCAUUACAGAAAAGCAAGACACUCAACCGUCAAAGUCGAAAAUUAAUUAAUUCUCAUCAAUCGCUUCAUAUGUAUGUUCGACAGUUUACACAAUAUCCUAUGAUAACACCAGAUAUUACACAACGUAUUUUAGGUGUAUUAUGUGCUUAUACAGAACACUAUCUGAAUCGUUUAAAUCAAUGGUGUAAACAACAACCACUCAGACUAUCGGAAGUAAUGCAGCCAGAAUGUGAAUUAUUUUUUAGUUCUACAUCAACAGUUACAGAUGUAUUAUCUGGAGAUAAGCAGACUGCCAACCAGUUAGAAAGUGAAAAUGCUGCAGACAUAUCCACUUCUCCAAUACAACAAACAGUCAGCAAUCAGGAAAUUCGUCAGCCUACCUUCCAUAUCUCACCUGCGAGACAAGCAGCAUUCGAAGCAUUACGUCAGGAGCUAGAAAAAGCUAUGAGAGACAGAGCAGCAUUGAGAAGUACUCAUGUUCCCAAUUAUUUUCGAUCUAAAGAAGGUAUUGGCUUCCUUUUGUCACAGGUUCCUGACGUUAAAAAACUCGCUAAAUUUGUUCCAGAAUUCAAUAAUACAAAUCAGAAUGUCACAAAAACUGAGAAAUCAACUUUAACAGAGCAAUCUAUUCCAACUUGUGAUUCACCUCCGAGAAUUGCCAGUCCGUUAUUGAGAACAUUAGAAACUGACAAGAUGACGACAAAUGAAACUGUAAGAAAAACUCACAAGUACAAUACUGAUCGAUCGGUGAUGAGUAAAGCGAACAUAAUUGACGAAAGCAGCAACUUCAGUAAACAAAUAAUGAAUACUGUUUCAGAUGCUGACAUUAAGACAGCUUUAACAAGAACUUCUAAAAGGAAUUGUUUCUACUAUUAUGAUACUGAUCCGACGGAGAUUGAACUGUAUAACCACCAUACCUCCGAAGUCCCUUUAGACUCUGUAGCUCUAGCUAGAGAAAAAGGAUUCGAGUACCAAAUAUUUUACAUAAACAUUCAACAGGCAUUGGUUGAAGAUCCUGUACGCCGACGAGUCCUGUUCACAAGUGUUAUUGGCGGUCCUCCAUACGGUCAGAUUUCAUUACGACGAAUGCGCGGAAUACGCUUAACACCAAAUCGUAUAAAUGUUGGUACAUUACAAUAUGGAGCAACGCGUAACUUUUCCGUGAAGUUAGUGAAUUGGGGUCCUGAGACUGCACACUUUCGGAUUAAACAGCUUCCUAUUCAUAGUGGCAUACGUGUUUUCUAUGCCCCAGGACCUAUUCCUGCAGGAUUAUCUCGGCAGGUGGUAAUAGAAGUGUCAAACCAAAUUCAACGUCACUUGGAAGAGAAUUCAUCUGACCAGAAUUAUGACCACAAUAUCGAUCAAAAUGAGGCAAGUGAAUUCAAGAAAACAACCAAUCUUAUAUAA